UAAUAUUAGUCGAAAUAAGUACAUUGUUUUUUUAGUCAAUGUAAUCCAAAAUGAUAUUUAAAAAUAUUAUUAUAUUAACACACAUUUAUUAUGCUGUAGGAAUUUGGUCUCGUGAUUUGCAGUGCAAUUUUACCAUGUACAUGUUAAAUUAUUUUAAUCAUAAUCACCGAUAUUUAAUUGAAAUUAAUAACAGCAAGAAUUUAUACAAUGAAGAGGAACUAAAAUUGUAUGGCGUAGCAAUUCAGAGUCAUGGUGAAAUAGUUCUAAUAAUGUUAGAAACACUACAAAAUAUGUAUUCUAAAAACAUGAACUAUUACUCAAAAGAGUUAAUGGCUAUUAAUUUAUACUUGAACAAUGUUUCGGGUUACACGGAUAUGCUUGCUACAGAUGAGGAAAACAAAAUAGAUCUUUCAGAUGUAAAAUCAAGUAUCAUUCAAGGCUACUUGAUGAUCCAUAAAUUCAUUUCAUUUCAAUUAAAAAAUUAUACGGAGAAUGUUUGCAAAAAUUUUUCAUAUGAUCAAAUAUUUGUUUUGUGUCCUAAUUACAAUAGCACAGGAAAUUACAAUCUAGAAAACUUAAUAUUUACUACUAAUAAACUUAGAGACAGAUUACUCCUAGAUGAUUGCCAACAAAACAUAACCGAUGUUAACAUUAAGUUCACAAAAAAUAGCGGAAUAUUCAAGAAAAUUAAAAAGACAUUUCAUAAAGGCAAAUACUGGAAAUUUCAUCCAAAGAACAUAUUGUUAUAUGAUUUCAUGACAAACCGACAUAAAAUAUCCGAGAGGGACUUAUUAUCACGUGCACAGGCUCGGCAACACCAAAUCUUGGAAAAUGAUUGCCCAACAAAUGUAUUAGAUAUUUUACGAUUUGCACCAUUAACAUUAAGUUGUUCCGAUGGAAGCCAAGUUACACUUUAUGAUUUUUUCAGGUACGUUAAGUACUCUUUUUUUAGAGUCGACGUACAAUUCUUCCAUACUCUUGUAUUGACUGCAACAUUUCGUCCAAUAUCUCUACUUAUACAAAAUUACUUGAGAAUUCUUAGUAGUUCAACAUCUAUUUAUGAUUUAGAUAAACCUAACUUUACAGAAAGUACGUUCUUUAACAAUAUGAAUAUUGUUGGUUCUAGAAUAAUUUAUUACUUUCAGUACUUUAUUAACUUGGAAAUUUUUGGAAAAGAUCCAAAUGAUUUUUUUAAAAGUAUUUUACACAGAACAAUCCAAUGUAUUUAUUAUUUUAAGUUAAAGAAGAAAGAAGAUUUCUUUACUGAGGUAAAUAUGCUGAUUAAAUCAUUGGAGAACUUAAUGUUGAACAAUAGAAUUGAUUAUAGAAUUUCAGUUGCUAUCAUCACAAUUACAAAUAUUGAUGUAUUUUAUAAUGAUUUAUUAGUAAAUAUGAAUCAAAUUCAAGAUUAUAUUACAGAAUUAGAACAUCAUUUAGAAUCUUUCAUUUCUAUAAAAGAAACUUUUAAAGUAGAAUACUUAUUCAAAUCAACCACGUAUGUUUUACGUCCAAUAAUAAUAAGUCAUUUGUGCCAAGAAAAUGUUUACUCUUUUUUGGAAAAAUUAAAAACCCCCAAUCAUUAUCUAGUCAAAAACGAAGAAGUAAGUACAAGUGAUGAAAAUUCCUUAAAGAAAGAAAUUAAUAUUGAUAAAACUACAAAUCGUAAUAUCCAAGAAGAAUUUUUUUUAGUUCCUAAAAUGUAUGCCUCAAAAACCAUCUCGUCUUUCAGAUAUUUAGAAAACUAUAUUCUCUUCUUUUAAAUUAGAAAAAUAAACCAACUAUACAUAAAUAAAUAUGAAUAUAUUUC
This is a messenger RNA of Daktulosphaira vitifoliae (grape phylloxera), 1807 nucleotides long. RefSeq lists its product as uncharacterized. The transcript is spliced from 2 exons. NCBI's taxonomy places the organism in Eukaryota, Metazoa, Arthropoda, Insecta, Hemiptera, Phylloxeridae. The record is from RefSeq and is a predicted model, not a curated record. The coding region runs from base 51 to 1760 and encodes 569 amino acids.